AUGGCAUCUUCCGUGGAAUCUUAGGAGGAGCAGGAUUCGACCAGUGAAAGCAUGGACGAUACCAACCACGAUCCCCAGUUUGAGCCCAUUGUCUCUCUGCCUGAGCUGGUGAUUAAGACCCUGGAGGAAGAUGAAGAAGAGCUCUUUAAGAUGCGAGGAAAACUGUUCCGAUUUGCCUCUGAGAAUGACCUUCCAGAGUGGAAAGAGCGAGGGACUGGGGAUGUGAAGCUACUGAGACACAAGGAGAAAGGCACAAUUCGCCUCCUCAUGAGACAGGACAAGACUCUGAAGAUCUGUGCGAAUCACUAUAUAACCCCAAUGAUGGAGUUGAAGCCCAAUGCAGGCAGUGACAGGGCUUGGGUUUGGAACACCCAUGCAGACUUUGCCAAUGAAAGUCCAAAGCCAGAGCUGCUGGCCAUCCGAUUCCUGAAUGCAGAAAAUGCCCAGAAGUUUAAGGCAAAAUUCGAAGAAUGCAGGAAUGAGCUAAAAACACGAGAGAAAGCAGGAAUAGUCAAAGAGAGAAGUUCUGACCAAAUGGCUGAGAAGUUAGAAGAACUCUCAGUGAAGGAUGGUGGCCCAGAGGCUAGGCUACAGUACCUGAUGAAUAAGAAGUCGCUUGAGGCCAAGGAGUCCCAAGAGAGCCCUGAGGACCAAGAGAGCCAGGAGGACCAAGAUAUCCCUGAGUGCCAAGAUAUCCAUGAGGACCUAGAGAGCCCUGAGGAACUAGAUAUCCAUGAGUGUGAAUAUAUCCAUGAGUGCGAAGAUAUCCAUGUGUUCCAAGAGUGCCCUGAGGACCAAGAUAUCCAUGAGGACCAAGAUAUCCAUGAGGACCAAGAUAUCCAUGAGGACCAAAAUAUCCAUGAGGACCAAGAGAGCCCUGAGGACCAAGAUAUCCAUGAGGACCAAGAUAUCCAUGAGGACGAAAAGCCUAAGGUUCAUGAGUCUGAGAUAGAAGAGGCCCAGGAUUGGGACAGUGAGCAGCAUUAA
Messenger RNA from Gracilinanus agilis (Agile Gracile Mouse Opossum), 987 nucleotides. RefSeq names its product ran-specific GTPase-activating protein-like. The transcript is spliced from 2 exons. Gene Ontology annotation, biological process: positive regulation of mitotic centrosome separation; nucleocytoplasmic transport. Gene Ontology annotation, molecular function: GTPase activator activity. The record is from RefSeq and is a predicted model, not a curated record. Gene Ontology annotation, cellular component: centrosome; cytoplasm; nuclear pore. Lineage: Eukaryota; Metazoa; Chordata; Mammalia; Didelphimorphia; Didelphidae.